Molecule: messenger RNA, 2275 nt
Organism: Petromyzon marinus (sea lamprey)
Lineage: Eukaryota; Metazoa; Chordata; Hyperoartia; Petromyzontiformes; Petromyzontidae
Source: RefSeq, a predicted model, not a curated record
GGCGCGGCGGAGCCGUUGGUGACAGUUGGAGCCGGGGACCAGACAGCCGUAGAAGACUUCACCAGAGGGGGUUUUUUGGUCAACGUAACGUGACAGUCAAAACACAUUUACAUACUUCACCAUGAGGGAAAUAGUUCAUCUGCAGGCGGGCCAGUGCGGCAAUCAGAUCGGCGCCAAGUUCUGGGAGGUGAUCAGCGACGAGCAUGGGAUCGACCCCACGGGCUCUUACCAUGGCGACAGCGACCUGCAGCUGGAGCGCAUCAACGUCUACUACAACGAGGCGUCUGGUGGGAAGUAUGUUCCCCGCGCCAUCCUCGUAGACCUGGAGCCCGGCACCAUGGACUCGGUGCGGUCAGGCCCAUUUGGCCAGAUCUUCCGGCCCGACAACUUUGUGUUUGGCCAGAGCGGCGCGGGUAACAACUGGGCCAAGGGCCACUACACGGAAGGCGCCGAGCUGGUGGACUCGGUGCUGGACGUGGUGCGCAAGGAGGCGGAGAGCUGCGACUGCCUGCAGGGCUUCCAGCUGACGCACUCGCUGGGCGGCGGCACCGGCUCGGGCAUGGGCACCCUGCUCAUCAGCAAGAUCCGUGAGGAGUACCCCGACCGCAUCAUGAACACCUUCAGUGUGGUGCCCUCCCCCAAGGUGUCAGACACUGUGGUGGAGCCGUACAACGCGACGUUGUCGGUGCACCAGCUGGUGGAGAACACGGACGAGACGUACUGCAUCGACAACGAGGCCCUCUACGACAUCUGCUUCCGCACCCUCAAGCUCACGACGCCCACGUACGGCGACCUGAACCACCUGGUGUCGGCCACCAUGAGCGGCGUCACCACCUGCCUGCGCUUCCCGGGCCAGCUCAACGCCGACCUGCGCAAGCUCGCCGUCAACAUGGUGCCCUUCCCGCGCCUGCACUUCUUCAUGCCGGGCUUCGCGCCGCUCACCAGCCGCGGUUCGCAGCAGUACCGCGCGCUCACCGUGCCCGAGCUCACCCAGCAGAUGUUCGACUCGAAGAACAUGAUGGCGGCGUGCGACCCGCGGCACGGCCGCUACCUCACGGUGGCCGCCAUCUUCCGCGGCCGCAUGUCCAUGAAGGAGGUGGACGAGCAGAUGCUGAACGUGCAGAACAAGAACAGCAGCUACUUCGUCGAGUGGAUCCCCAACAACGUGAAGACGGCCGUGUGCGACAUCCCGCCCCGAGGCCUCAAGAUGUCGGCCACCUUCAUCGGCAACAGCACGGCCAUCCAGGAGCUCUUCAAGCGAAUCUCCGAGCAGUUCACGGCCAUGUUCCGCCGCAAGGCCUUCCUGCACUGGUACACGGGCGAGGGCAUGGACGAGAUGGAGUUCACCGAGGCGGAGAGCAACAUGAACGACCUCGUCUCCGAGUACCAGCAGUACCAGGACGCCACGGCCGAGGAGGAGGGAGAAUUUGAGGAGGAGGAGGGUCAGGAGGAUGCCUGAAAGUUGACAACACCCCGCCCCAACCAACCCCCCCCCACUCGUUCUCUUACACUUCUGUUUUCUGUGUUGUCGGUGUCGUGUUUGUCGUGACUGCACGUGUCUUGUUUUUGGGUUGCAGCCAUGAGGUUGAAGCGGGGGUUUAAUCGGGCUGCGAUGAAAGUUUUGUUGUGUCCUGGGGGUGGGGGAUGGGAGGGAUGGAUCCCCCAUGGAGGUUCGUAAAUGGAGGGGACUGAGCCCUGGUCGUGCCAGCUGUGCAGCCGCAACACUAACACAGGAUUUCAAAAUUCAUGACCCGGCGGACCUGGGAGAGAUUAUUAAAUCCACCUGGCAGGUCGCACCCCAGCAAUCCAUCUGGUGAUCCCCAGACGCCUUGCAAUCAGACCUCGAAGAGACAUAACGACCUGUCCGUCUUGGAGAGUUGGGCCAGAAAUAUAACUCGUUACAGAUUCUCCAGAGCCCUUUUAAUUCUGCCGGCAGUGGCGUGUUCUGGUCUAGAAAUUUCAGAGCUGCACCCUAAAUAGAUCACUUUGUAAUGAUUGGACGGCAAGCCCCCCCACUCUUAAUGUACAUGCUAGCACCUGAUGAAUAAAAUUGUUAUUUGAGAAGCACUUGUGUUGGUAGGGGAAACCACCGCCCGCCCCCCCCCCCCUUUUGUGAGGUGGCAGCAGUGCUCUGGUUGCUGUGAGCCUCACCCCGAGGAAAUCCCCGUGUCUCUCUGCUCCGUUUUGUACAUUGCUACGCUACUUCUCCUUGUGACUUUGACUUGUCCCAAAGAUCGGCCGUGUUGAGUGCCGAAUAAAAGGUACAUCUCGCUGA